AUGCAGCUCUUUGAGUUGACUUUAAUCCCGGACGCUGAAGGUUGUACAAGCAGGUGCAGCUCGUGAAUCAUAUUAAUCGACUAAAGAAGAACUAGAAGAUGGACUCCCCCGAUAGCCUCCUCCAGCGGAACGGUCCUGCCGGCUCCGCUUCUACCACGCACCACCGUCCAGACCAGGAGAACGACACCCAAGCACCCGCCGGCGGAGCGGAGACGCAGCCGAAGAGCCACCGCCGCCACAAACGCAGGAAGAAGAAGAACGAGUCGGGCCAGAGAGACGCUGGAGCGGGGUCCGAGCCCACAGAUCUACCCAGGAACGCCCCGCCGCCACGGCGACGCAGGACACCCAACCCCAGAGGUGGUGGAGACGCCAGAGGCACAGAGGUGGCGGAGGCACAGACGCAGGGGGUCGGCGAGUCCUCAGGGGCACCCGGAGACGCUGCAGGAGGAGGAGGAGAAGGGAAGAAGAAAAGGAAUAAGAAGAAGAAAGCCAAAGUGAAGACGGAGGAGGCGAUGGAGGUGCGGGGUCAAGCUGGAGGUGCAGAGAAACCAACGAGAAAACCCAAACCUCAAGGUACUCGAGGCGUGACCUCGGCGGGACGGACGGACCAGAACCACGGGAGGAACCGGGGACAGAGGAGGCGGGUGUUUGAGGAGUACAUGUCUGUUAAAGACGUCUCUGAUGGACUGAAGAGAGGACAGCUCAUCCAGGCUGCGGUGAGAAUAAACCCGAGGAACUACACUGAGGCGUACGUUCCCUCUCCUGAUGGGUUGGCGGACGUGUUCCUGGACGGGAUGGUAGCUCGGAAUCGAGCGCUGAACGGAGAUGUAGUGGUGGUGCAGCUUCUCCCUCCUGACCAGUGGAAGGUGUUGAACGGGGACAGGGGUGAACAGUCGGGUUCGGAUAAGAAGAGACCGAGUGAAUCCUCCAACCCCGACGUGACUGUGGAAGCUGAGUACAACGAUGAGGAGGAUGAGGAGGAGGAGGAGGAGGAGGGUGGAGAUCUCAGUAAGAAGAUGGAGGCAGUAACUCUGACGGAUGCCGAUUCAGCGGUCACGGCUGAGGGUGGAGAACACUCGGAGAGCCGCGGUUCCUCCGACAGGAACGUUCAGCGCACCGGCAAGGUGGUGUAUAUAGUAGAAGAGAAA
Messenger RNA from Trichomycterus rosablanca, 1148 nucleotides. RefSeq names its product DIS3-like exonuclease 2. The record is from RefSeq and is a predicted model, not a curated record. Gene Ontology annotation, molecular function: 3'-5'-RNA exonuclease activity. Gene Ontology annotation, biological process: mRNA catabolic process; miRNA catabolic process. Gene Ontology annotation, cellular component: P-body. The transcript is spliced from 8 exons. NCBI's taxonomy places the organism in Eukaryota, Metazoa, Chordata, Actinopteri, Siluriformes, Trichomycteridae. The annotation marks the transcript as partial.